This is a messenger RNA of Notolabrus celidotus (New Zealand spotty), 1905 nucleotides long. It is a transcript of the gene spryd7b, whose product is annotated as SPRY domain containing 7b. Gene Ontology annotation, molecular function: protein binding. The transcript is spliced from 5 exons. The coding region runs from base 223 to 813 and encodes 196 amino acids. NCBI's taxonomy places the organism in Eukaryota, Metazoa, Chordata, Actinopteri, Labriformes, Labridae. The record is from RefSeq and is a predicted model, not a curated record.
GAUUUUCUUCCCUUGUUUCCAUGCCAUCAGGAGCAACUGCCUAUCUUAGCCACUGUGAUUGGAUACAGUCGGCUACAAGGGGUUUACGCAGCGCCUCUCUCCGCCUCAGGGUGGCGCUCUUGUCUCAGAGGGUCCUGGGGUUUGAAGGUUUUGAAGGCUGGGCUCUCUUUGGUUUUCUGGUGGAGUUUGUUUCCGGAUGUGUAAGCUAGCAUUAGGAGAAGAAUGGCUGCGAUGUUUACGUGUUGUUUAGGCUGCUGUGGAGAUGGCGGAACGGGGCACAUUCCCCUCAAAGAAAUGCCCACGGUUCAGUUAGAUACCCACCACAUGGGCACAGAUGUUGUCAUUGUGAAGAGCGGCAGGAGAAUAUGUGGCACCGGAGGCUGCCUGGCCAACGCUCCCCUCCACCAGAACAAAAGUUAUUUUGAGUUUAAGAUCCAGUCCACUGGUGUGUGGGGGAUCGGUGUGGCUACACAGAAGGUGAAUCUUAAUCAAGUGCCUAUGGGCAGGGACACGAACAGCCUCGUCUUGAGGCACGACGGGUCUGUGUACCAUAAUAAUGAAGAGAAGAAUCGUCUGCCUGCGAACAGCCUUCCUCAGGAGGGGGAUAUUGUGGGCAUCACAUAUGACCACGUCGAGUUGAAUUUGUAUCUGAAUGGAAAGAACAUGCAUUGUCCUGCCUCAGGGAUCCGAGGAACUGUCUACCCUGUAGUUUAUGUGGAUGACAGUGCCAUCUUAGACUGCCAGUUUAGUGACUUCUAUCACACAGCUCCACAAGGAUUUGAGAAAAUCCUCUUCGAACAACAAAUCUUCUAAAGGAGCACUCCAGCCUCAGCACCUCUUUACGCCGUCGUCCUCCUCCUGUAUCUACUCGCCACCUCUGUGACACUACAGUUUGACCCUGAUUGGAUAAUAUUAUUAUGUGUGGCUUGAUUGCCUCUUGUUUUGUUUUCCCCUGAUUACUCUGUCUCUGUGCUGCUGCUCAGGACUGAUGCUGGAGUACCCUUGAGGGGGGCAGGGAUCUCUGUUCCUGUCUGUGCUGAUGGAAAACUAUCAAAUCAUUACCUUGUAUCAGCAGUAAUCACCUUAUAUUAACCAAAUACUUUCAGUUGCUGCUUACUUUCCUCUAUCUGUGUGUAGAUGCCAGACAGUGGACGUGAUGGUAAAAUGUUCCCAUUUACCAAGACUAGAAGCCAUGAUUGACAUCGCUUUGUAAAUCUGUUUUUUAUUUGUAAUCUACUGACAUCCUAGCGUACACCUUUAUAUUUAUAUGUUUUAUUUAAGUCAGAAAUCAAGUAUUGUUCAUUUGGUGUAACAAAUCAUUUUGUUUUGGGACAGCCAGAGUUUGUGAAGUAAUAAAUAAACAGCUGUUAAUUCUUAUCUGACAGCAAUAUUCAACCCAUUUUUAAGCUGCCUUUAUUAAUUAGUAAAUCUAAAGUACAAUUAAAGAAAAAUUGCAACAAGUGUAAAUGUGAGCAGUCACAAACUCUGUUUAAAGUACCACCUCCUGUAAAGCAGUCCAGAUUUCAGGGGAUAACCAGCGUUUGAGGUUCGCGUUUAACAGGGAUGCUGAGGUUCUGUUUUACUAAAAGAAAAUGUAUAAUUGUUGAUUUGUACAUCACUUAUUUGGAUAGCCCUUUAAUUUUCCCACACUUUCCUUGUCCCAAAGCCUUAUCCAGUAUAUAUUUAUUCUAAAUAUCAGAAUAUCAUCACAGCUGGUGCUGGUUGUCUCUGAUUAGAGAUUGUUAAAAUGUCAAUCUGUUGUGUUGUAUUGGCAUUGCAUCACUGCUGCUGAAGUGUGAUGAUUAAAUAUUUCAAAAGCUUGUCUUUGUUUUUGCACUAACGAUGAAAUUGUACAAGAAAAUCCAAAUAUUGUUGAUUCAUUAAACUUUUGUGUCUGGAAGCAUA